AUGGCACAAAAUCUCUCAGAGAUUCAGACUGAGGAAAGGAAAAUACAAAGUACCUUAAACAACUUGAGUAUCUCAAAGCAUUUGGACAGCAGAGCUUGUGCCCCCAUGGCAGCAGCUGCCUCGGCCAGUGCCUUUCUCUAUUCACUGCUGCACACAGCCAAUACAUUUUCCCUGCCCCUGUGCCAUGGCAAUGCCCUGGGCCAGUUCUUCUGUGAAGUGCCACAGAUCCUCAAGCUCUCCUGUUCUAAAUCUUAUUUCAAGGAACUUAGGCUUAUUGCAAUCAGAGCCUGUCUCGUAUUUGGGUGGUUUUUGUUCAUUGUUUUCUCCUAUGUGCAGAUCUUCAGGGCUGUGCUGAGGAUCCCCUCUGGGCAGGGACGGCACAAAGCCUUUUCCACCUGCCUCCCUCACCUGGCAGUGGUUUCCCUGUUCCUCAACACUGUCGUUUUUGCUCACUUAAAGGCCCUCUCCAUCUCCUCCCCGUCCCUGGAUCUGUCAGUGUCAGUUCUGUACUCGGUGGUGCCUCCAGCCCUGAACCCCCUCAUCUACAGCCUGAGGAACUGGGAGCUCAAGGCUGCAGUGUGGAGACUGAUGACUGGAUGCUUUCAGGAACAUUAA
This is a messenger RNA of Onychostruthus taczanowskii (white-rumped snowfinch), 615 nucleotides long. Its product is annotated as olfactory receptor 14J1-like. The transcript has a single exon. Gene Ontology annotation, cellular component: membrane. Lineage: Eukaryota; Metazoa; Chordata; Aves; Passeriformes; Passeridae. Gene Ontology annotation, molecular function: olfactory receptor activity. Gene Ontology annotation, biological process: G protein-coupled receptor signaling pathway. Bases 1 to 615 code for a protein of 204 amino acids. The record is from RefSeq and is a predicted model, not a curated record.